UUAGGUUGUACGUGCGCUACGUAUUGCGUGAUCGAUCGCACGUUGCAUUUCGCGUCCUCGAUCGAGAAAGCGCGAUCAGGUGGAGAUCGUCGGCACGAGCGGCAAAAAGGACAAGGGAGGAAACACUGACGAAGACUGUGAGGAACGCAGGUUGACGACAUUGGCCACGACAGCACGGCACUCCUCGCGAACAGUCGCGAACAUGUCGGCUGCUAAAUGCAUUUUGACAGUCGACACUUAGGUCGGUCAGCAGUGAAGGGAAAAAGAGGAGGAUCCUUCAACGCAAAUUCGCGGCCACACGAUCGUCGCCCCGGAGGAUGUCAUGUACGUCAAUCGUGGCAUAAAACAUGAGUUGGUUUGAUGCCACAGGGUUUGCCAAUUUGGCAAAGUCCGCUCUGAAAGGAGCGCAGAAGACCAUAGACAAGGCUUUGGAUAUCAAGGAGGAGGAACCGAAGGUGAUUCAGUCGCAAACAGAUGAGUCUUCAGAUUUUUUCGCGAGUUGGGGGUUGCAGACUGAACAGGAUACCAGUAAACGCGACAGUAAUUCACAGAAGCAACCAAACACAAGCAGUAUUUGGGGUAGUUUUACAGGUUCGUUUUUCGAACCUUCAAAGGUUGUAGAUGGAAAUGGUUGGAAGACCGUCAAGCAUUCCAAGUCCCUGCAAAGUACCUCCAGUCAAGAUGAACAGCAACAAAGCAUGGUGUCUUCUACUUCCGCCCCUGAAAAAUUGGCGACGAAAGACUCAAAAUCCACGAUAGCAAAGAGUGAAUCUGUACAUAAAGAGGAUAAAGAAGAGUUUAAUGCUAUCAGCGAAUCUGUAAAUACUAAUCGUAGCAUGUCUAAAGAAUCUGAUGAUAAAAUUGCAUCAGAAUCUUGUACGUUGUCAGAACAGUCAUCUCUGGACAAUGUUGUUUCUAUUAGUACUGAUAAGAUUGUAACUAAAAGUGCCAGUUUAGACUUGGAGCAAGUGUACUAUGCAGCAACGGUAGAUAGUACUGACAGUGAUUCUACGACGAGCACCAAUGAAGAGGAAGGCCAAUGCGAAGUAGUAUCGGAAAGCAACGAUAUUAAUCUUACGUUAAGUCCUACUAAUGUGUUCCAUAAAGUACCUCAUGUUUCCUUGGAGAGCGAUAAAAAGAGCCUGGAGAGCGUGGAGAUACUUGGCUCGCAAUCCAAUACCGAUUGUACCACCACACCGGAAUCGGAUCUUAAUUCCGUUACUAAUUCAUUAAGUCCUUCCGUCGUCGACAUCAAAGUGAAUUCCGAAUCAGUCGAGAUACUGCCAGACAGUCUUGUAACGUCGCCGAGCUCCGUGGAGAUCCUAGGGGAUUGGAAGAGCGACAGCAGUCCUUUUUUGUCUCCAAUAGAUUCAAAGAAUUUAGAGUUGUCUCCUAUUUUGGAUGGAAACGAAUGCGCCACACCAUGCGUAGACACCGAUACGUUACAUCUGCCAAAAGAUCAAUUCGCAGAAGCUUCAUCAUCCGAUAUCUCUCCAUAUGAAUCUCCAAUGGAAGAAGUCAAAACGUUGAAUGUCAGUCCUUACAGCAUUGACAGUACACCGUCACCCAGCGCGUUCUCUAGCUUUGACACUAAUAAAAGCUUGUCACACGCAGCAGACAGCUCGAAAACUUCCCCCGAAAGCGUCGAGGUAAUACCGGAUAUAGAUGAGCCGGACGAAGUGAGUUUGGCUGAAGAUUCUUAUACUUCGGCUUCCGAAAAUACAGUCAUGACGGUACUUGAGCCAUUACAACAAUUGGACAUGGUCAAGAAUAAAAUGGAAUUGACUGAUAUGAAUGUGAAGAUACCUAUAAAGAUGCAUGAUUCGUGUCCGGAUGAUAGGCAAACUUCGGUAAAAACUUCUAUAGAAAGCAAGUUAAAUUUGAGUCUUGAUUCGUUAAAAGAGAAACACAAUUUGCAUCUGACGCUCGAGCCGAUUACCACACAACCAAUUCGUAAAUUGGACCAUUUAGAGGGAGUAAAUGAUAAACCUGAUGUUUCCACCUUUUCCCAAUUAAUGAGUACCACUAUAGAGCCGCCGGAUCCAGACAGUCAAGUCGAGAACGUCGAAGAAACAAAGAUGACUGAGAGUAAUACUGAUCAGUAUUUAAUGUCUACUGAUUCGAGCAGAGAAGGUACUUUAAUAGAGAGCAGUUCAGAGGAUAACGCGACGUUAAUCUGUACAAACGAUUCCAAAGUCUUAGAGACCCCUUUGACUACUAGUUCUUAUGUGAAAACUAUGCUAGCUGAUGCUAUGGUCGAGAAAAGUGAAAUACUCGAUAUGGAGUCCCAUUGCGCAGAAGUACCGCGAGAAAAUUCACCUAUAUCGUCAGAAAGCCGUUCCGAUCUGGUAAAAAUAGGAUCUGAUCAAGCCAGCGGACAUACGAGCGGAGACGAAUUAGAAACUACAACAUCGAGCGAUAUUGAGAUAAUAUCUAGUCCUAAUGGAGAUUCGAGUUCGACCCAAUCGCGACAGAGUCCAGCAAAACUGCAAUUGAGUAAGGGUGGUGAUUUGCUAACGAAAACUUUAAAGACCCGAGGUCAUUCUCGAGAAUUAAGCGAAAUCAGCGUAGGAUCGGAUGAAGCAAAUAUGGAAAUUGAAAAACUAUUGAAACGUAUACAGGAGAUGACCGAAAUUUUAGAAGCAAGAGAAUCAAAGUUGAUUGACGUGAGCAGAAUGAAUAUGGAACUACAUGAGCAAAAUGCAAAUUUAAUGAAACAACUUGAGAAUUUUGAAAAACACGCGGAGCAAAAUCAAAAUAUAAAUCAAAUCACAGAUGAAUACACGCAACGUUUGUCGGCAUUGGAGAGGAAGUUUCAGCAAGCGAUAAGGGAACGCGAUCAAUUGAGAAAAAAUUUAGAUCAGUUGAAGUUGGAAGCGGCAUCACGUUUAUCAUCGCAGGAGAUGUCUAAUAUAAAUGCGGAAAAGGAUGAGAUCAUAAAGGAGCUUCGCGAGGAAGGCGAGAAACUCAGCAAGCAACAACUUCAACAUAGCAAUAUUAUAAAAAAGCUGCGCGUAAAAGAAAAAGAGACUGACGCGACGAUAAAAAGUCAAAAAGAGCAAAUAGAGGAACAAAAUACGGAAUUGGAGAGAUUGAAACGGUCGUUGCACGCGAAGGAGGAGGUAGAGCGCAGUCAAAUAGAAGCCGUUCAUAUGCUAACAGCAAAAACAAAGAAACAAGAGAAGGAAAUACUAACGUUACAAGAAAAAUUGGAUAAUACGAUGCAUAAGAUGGAGGCUUAUAAGAACAGCUUGGAAGCUGCCAAAGUGGAAUUAGCAGAAACAAAGAAAAAAUUGCUAGCCACUGAGGAGGAAUUGAAAGAAGCCGUAGACAAUGCGGGUGAGUCGUGCCAGUUAUUUGCACAAGUGGAGGAUUUAAAAUUGAAAUAUCGUCAAGCUGAAGAAGCUCAUGUCAAGAGGGAAGAAUUUUUUAAGUACGAAAACAACGAAUUACUUAAACGAUUAGAAGCCGCAGAGGCCAGAAGUGAAGAAUUAUCCGAAUCAGUCUCGAUAGCAACAAAACCUUUAUUAAGACAGAUAGAACAACUUCAAGCGAACUUAUUACAUAAAUCCAAUAGUUUCAUGAAACAGGAGAAGGUUUUAUCAGAGAAAAAUAUUGAAUUGCAAUCUAAAGUCGAGAAUUUAAUCGAGAUGGAUCGUCUUCUGAGAGAAGAGAAUGUUAAUCUGAAAUCCAAAGAAUCGCAUUUAGAAUCAAAGCUCAAUGUAAAAGAGAAGGAAAGAUCGAAAUUGCAGGAAUCGCACGACACAUUAAAAGAGGAAAACGAGAAAUUGUUAGAGCAAAAUAAAGAACACCAAAGUACAAUAAAUACUCUCGAGCAGUCACAUUCCAGUCAUGUGCAGGAAUUGAAGAGAGAGAUAAACGCGCUGGAAAAUAAAUUAGCCGUAGAGAAGGCAGCGACUGAUGCAGAACGAAGGAGAAAUAAUGCAAUAUUAGAACAGCAACAAAAUACUGACGAAGAAUCACGAUUUAGCCCUACUCUCAGUAUAGGACAAGAAUCUGUCAGUAGUGCGAAUAGUGCCUGGCCAGGUUUUAGCGAUUCAGUAUUUGAUAAUAAUUCUGGCAGAUUUCCUCCAAUACCAUAUGAGAGCAUUAUAACGAGUUCGAGUAGUACGUCGAUUUUCGAAAACUUGCAAGCACAAUUGAAACAAAGAGAUGGUGAAAUACAACAACUUCAGUGGGAGUUAUCUCGACGAAACGCAGAGAGGGAUGCUCUGAAUUCGGAAUUGGCAACGUUAACUUUGAAGGUCGAGGAUUUGAGCGUCAGCGUUGCGGAAACCCAGGCACUCAACGAAAAUCUUAACGAAACACAAACCAGAUAUGACGCGUUGUUGCAAAUGUAUGGCGAGAAGGUUGAGGAGAAUCAGGAAUUACGACUGGACCUUGAAGACAUUAAGGAGAUGUACAAAAUGCAAAUUGAUCAACUUCUAAAGCGGCAGAAUUAACUUCGCUAAAUGAAAAAUUUUCAGAAACGAAAACUUACGUGCAGCCUAACAAUUCUCUACGAAACUUUAAUUACACACACACGCCCUUCAGAACCACGUUUUAUCACAUAAUCAUUUCGUCUACUUCUAGCAAGAACUGGCGUAUAACGAAGUUUUAUAGCAGACAACUUUAAUAAUACAUGUAGUUUGGCGUAGGAGUAUAUUUAUAUUAUCUAACGUAAACGUGCCGCGGAAAAAUUUGUGAUAAAGGAUUUAGAAGCUGAUGAGAUUUUGAAAUUCUUUCUGUGAAAAUUAUAUAUAUAAAUAUAUUUAAUGAAGAUUGAAUAUGAGAAAGAUCUAAAAAGUGUCAGAGGUAUCAAAAUAAUACAUUGUUUUUAUCUUACGUAUUAUUGUUAAAGUUAUUAUUGUGUAUAGUUACAUGUAUUAUUGUUUCACAUAUAUUUUAAUUUUUAUUUAAUAUCAGGGAAGAUCAUGUGAUAUUGGAUUGUAUUAUAUGAAAUUUAAAUACGAUACAACAUGUAAAUAAUGUAAUGAGAAAAUGUACUUUUUGUCAUUUAAAUAUAGUAAUAUAAACAUUA
This is a messenger RNA of Solenopsis invicta (red fire ant), 5041 nucleotides long. It is a transcript of the gene Tmf, whose product is annotated as TATA element modulatory factor. Lineage: Eukaryota; Metazoa; Arthropoda; Insecta; Hymenoptera; Formicidae. The record is from RefSeq and is a predicted model, not a curated record. Gene Ontology annotation, cellular component: endoplasmic reticulum; Golgi apparatus. Bases 348 to 4463 code for a protein of 1371 amino acids. The transcript is spliced from 11 exons.